Messenger RNA from Protopolystoma xenopodis, 210 nucleotides. The record is from the annotation of a GenBank genome assembly. Lineage: Eukaryota; Metazoa; Platyhelminthes; Monogenea; Polystomatidea; Polystomatidae.
AUGAAGGAGAGAACGGACGACGCUCCAUCAGAGCCGACGCACUUGCUGAUUGUCGAUGUUCGUGAGGAUUCGGCGACCCUAAACUGGGAUAUGCCUGCCUCACAUUUUGGUGGCAUAGAAAGCUACGUUGUCCAACUUUUUUUGGCCAAUGACACCUUGAAUUCAAUUGCUACAGUGAGAAAUCCUCAAAGUGUCACAUUAUAUGUUUAG